CCACCUGUGAUCGUGGAUUCUGGGUCAGGGAUAGUCUCAUCAGCGACGCCUGAGGAUUCUGCCGAUGGGGGAGAGGAUGAGGAGGAGGAUGAGGAUGAGCUUGCAGAGAGCACACAGCACUCCGUUCUCCCCAACAGCCAGGAUCUUUUUCUCACCCUGACUGAAGUACCCUCCCAAGCCUCCCAAGCCAGUACCCAAGACUCUGACCCCAUGGAAGGGACCUCAGCAGCUGCAAAUUCCUCAAGCCUCCCUCCUCCAUCCCGAAGGUUAUCACAGAUAAGGCGUCGUAAGAAGAGAACGCGAGACGAGAUGUUUUCUGAAAUUAUGGAAUCCAGCCGCAGUGACAGAGCUCAUCUGAAUGAGUGGAAGGAAACAGUUUCAAAGUAUAGGAAAGAAGCCAGUGAACGUGAGGACAGGAGGGACCAACGUGAGGACAGGAGGGACGCUCGAGAUGAGAGGUGGCGGCAGGAAGACCAGAGGAGGCAGGAUGCAACGCUGGGGCUGCUGCGUGAGCAAACAGACAUGCUCCGGCGUCUGGUGGAGCUUCAAGAACGGAUGCUGGAAAACAGACUGCCGCUUCAACCCCUUCAAGUGCUACAAAUGGACUUGACAGAAGUAAGAGAAGGAAACAGAAAUAUCUGCGAGGUGUCAAACUGA
Molecule: messenger RNA, 657 nt
Organism: Malaclemys terrapin pileata
Lineage: Eukaryota; Metazoa; Chordata; Testudines; Emydidae
Product: eukaryotic translation initiation factor 3 subunit A-like
Exons: 3
Coding region: 211-657 (148 amino acids)
Source: RefSeq, a predicted model, not a curated record